CUGAUAGAGCCAUUUUCUUCAUUCAAUACAGAGACCACAAAAGGAAAAAUAAAAACACCACCUUCAUGUUAGGAUUGAAAACAAUUAAUUAAGCAUAAAAUGGCUCUUCAAAGUGAUCAUUUAGAUUUUUCUGGUCUAUUUAAAUUAGAUGUAUUGAUACAUCUAGAUAUUACUACUUACAGUUUCUAUGAAGUGGGUCAUAAAAAGUUUUUUGCCUUUACCAGUGAUAAAGAAUUGGUGUUCAUGUAUAUUAAUCCUCAAUUAGAAAGAUUUGAGAAGAAUUAUGACUGGGAUUUCUUCGACAAUCCAAUUUACUGUAUGUGUUUUGAACCAAGUGGUACAUGGGUGAUAAUUGUUAGUGAACAAAAGGUUCUACUGGUGCCAUAUCUUCCUCUUUUUAUUCCUCAAAACACUUUUGACUAUAAAUGGUCACUAUCAAGAGUUACCGUUUUGCCACUGGGAAAUAUAUCAAAGCCAACGUCACUGGUGUGUUGGUUGACUAAGGAGUCUGAAACUGUAUUGAUUAUUGGAUCAAAGACGGGCACAGUAACAUUUUAUUCUCUAGAUUCGCAAACUAUUGUAGGAGAGUGCAAAGUGCCAGGAGAAAUAACAGACUUACAGAUAUGUUUUGAUGAUUCUUUGGAUUUGUUAACACUCUUGAUAUCUAUUAGUUCAGCACAACAGUGUAAGUUGGUGUUGGAGCACCGGUCUUUUGGCUACAACUGGCUGCAACAAACUCGGGCACAGAAUGAUAAAGAUAAAAGAGACAGCUUCAUGUCUUACAUCAAGCAGUUGUCCAAGGAUAAAAUAACUUUCUUUAUACAGGGUGGUUCCAAAGAUGAUAAUAAGUCACAAACAGUGGAAUAUGUGUUGAAGCCAACAGAGUAUUUGCCUCUAUUUCGUAAAGGGUCCAACAACUGGGCAUUAACAGCACAAUAUGUAAAUGGUAGACAUUUCUUGACAGCCUUCGAGUUAACUGAAGGAACACUAAUUUUAGAAAGUCCAGAAGAAGAUACCCCUUCAAGAACUUUAAGGCCUCAUAUUAAAAAGGAUGGUUUAUACAUACAGGGUCUAUGGUCACAGAGGAUAAUAUACCUAGUGAGAAAGAAAGAAAUAGAAGUGCACUCAGCCAGUUUUUCUGUUAUUCAGGGUGAAGCUCUAUUGGGUGCUAAAAGGGAUACUUCAGAACUCUGGCGAGCGGAAUUAAUCGGUGAUGUGAAACGAGCACACUUGAUGUCAGCUCGCGAGCCUCCCGCCAUGUCCGGCGGGUGGCGGGAGCCGACCUUCAUGUGUGACUUGCAAUUGCCACGGUUCAGUCUCGAGUCUUGUCUCAUAAUCACCAAUAAAGGAGCCUAUAUUUUGAAUACAGUGAGUGAAGCCUGCGAAUGGUUAGUUGGUGUGAUAAUGCGCGGCGGUGUGGGCGCGGAACAAUCUUGCGCCGCACUAGGGGCGCCCUUGCCCGCAUUGCUACGUGCCGCCGCAGACAUGCUACUGUCUCGAGGAAAGAUGCAGCCUGCUUUGUACCUGUAUUCAUUGUCACAAAGUCAGCCGGACGGAUGGGUUGCUCGUCUUGGAGUAUUCGGUAGACUUAACGAGUUAGCAGUUUACAAGCAGACUGGCAAUAUAGGUAGUCUUGGCGACGCUGCUAUAACUGUCAAACUUUUAGCUUCACUGCUAAACAUGACUGUUGAUAACCAGGAUAACUUUGAUACUGACGUCAAGUUAACAGCAUUGAGUCCAAUAGAAUUACUGGAGCUAUCGUCUUUCGCUGCUUCAGUGGGACUUUGGGACAUGCUACCAAUGUUCAGUAUUCAUCGCGGGUAUCCUAACUUGUUACUAUCGGCCUUAAAGUCCCGGAGUGAUAUCUGUCGCGGUGCCAUCAACUGCCUAUUGGGACAACGGUGCUUAGUACCUUUAUUGCUAGAAGAAAAUGGACAAUGGCUCUUUGACUACAUCGUUGAAAACUGUAAAAAGUUCGAUACUCAUAUUUUGAAGUGUCUAUCACUAUGGUUGAACCCAUUACAAGAUCAGUUACGGCCAGUAAUGCGUGAUUUGAAACAAGGAAUAACUUCGAUUUAUACGACAAGGUUGCAGCAAUUGAUAGCCACUUUUAUACACAUUGCAUGUGUCAUAGACGCAAGGGAUCCAUGUCCUGAAAUACAUUUAGAAGUUACACAAACUCCCGAGACUUGGAAGAAUCAGUUUACUCCCAAAAGAGGUUUAAGUUGUGGUCUGGCUCAUUGGGCAGUGGUGGAUGAAGGAAACGCGAAGAUAAUGAUGACAAAUACACCGAUAAACACGGAACUGAUUGGGAGAGUCAUUGAUGUGGCGUGCGGCAGACAUCAUACUUUGGUGUUGACGGAAAAUGGGAUAUACGCGGCUGGCGACAAUUCGUUCGGCCAGCUAGGCGUGGGCGCGGCGUGGAGUGGCGGUGUAGGCGAGGCGGCCGUGUCCAGCGGCGCCCUGCGGCCGACCGCGGGGAACUUCACCGCGCCACUCCUUGCACUGGCUGCGGGACACUAUCAUUCAGCGGCACUUGAUGUCGGUGGACGACUUUACACUUGGGGAUGGGGUGUCCAUGGCCAGUUGUGUCAUGGCACCAUUGACGACGAGUGGACACCAAAGUUAGUCACAAAGUUCCAAGGUAGAAAGGUACUAAGUGUGGGAUGCGGUGCUUGUCAUACAGUGGUAUUAAUGAAGAACGGCGAGGUAUGGGCGAGCGGUGCCGGAGUGUUCGGUCAGCUCGCCACUGGAGGCCGACACAAGUCCUCUGUACCUGUACGCGUGCGGUUACAAGAUCCUGCUAAAUCCAUCGCUGUUGGAUACUUCCAUAACUUGGCGUUAACAAGUAAAGGUGAGGUUUGGAUAUGGGGAGCGAGUCCCCAACAAGUCCGAGCUGCGGCGGCGCGGCGACAAGCGGAGCCUUCACCCGACUUACCAUCACCAACCUCGCCUACCGCGCCUACAGCACAACCCGACCCACAUCUACUGCCAUACCGGCUUGAUACUACUCAUAUACGCGGGGAAAUUGUACAGAUGGCGGCCGGUUGGCAUCACUCAUGCUUACUAAAUAAUGCUGGUACGCUGUACACUUGGGGUCUCAACUUCGAUGGACAGUUAGGAAGUGGAGACCGAAAGCAAAUCACGAUUCCUACUGAAGUAAAAAUGGUUACCGACUCUCAAACAGAUAUUGUUAAAAAUAACACCGCUAAAACACCAGACAAUGAAAUAAAAGAUUUUAAAACGAGUGCCCUGGUAGCUUGUGGAGGGGACUUCACCGUUUAUAUUGACAACGAUGGCAAAAUAUUUGCCUCUGGUAACACUCACCUGCAGCCUCACAGCGAAAAGGACAAAGGAGGCAACCGCGUUAUAAUGAUGAAAACAACAAAACGUGUUAUUAAAAUCCCAGCGAGUCGCAGCAGCAACAAAUUCUUGUUCCAACCUAUUGACAGAAUCGAUAUCAUGUUUCCGUUCGAUAUCGAAGAUUUACAAAGGAACCCAAUUGAAGCCAGACUAAACCCACUAGCUUCCAUGGCAGAUUUCAAAAAGAAAUCGUGGGCUGACGAUAUGAUCCUCAUACUGAAACCUUGGCUAAACAAGGACAAUUUCAAAGACAAUUUAAAUUUAGCGUCCAAGUUCGCGUACCAUAACAAAAUAUACUCAGAAUGCUUAAGGUUGUUAUUAGAUCACUUAAAAUGUGAAGUACAAAAUGAUCAAACAUAUGUUACACAUACUACUAUAGAAGAAGAUGGAGAAGCGAAUAAGGCGGCUACACCUUCUACACAAGAACAACUCAAGUUGGCAAUAAAAAGCAUUAUGGCAAAUCGUAUCAAAGAAGUGUCAAUGUCUAUUCUCAAUGAAGUGCCGUAUCCGCUGAUAGAUCCUUCUGUUUUCAAAACUCUACCUUGUUGUUGUGAUGAAUUAAAAUAUCGCAAGAAAGGAGCAUCUUCGAAAACGACCGUCAACUUACCAGAAAUUGACAUUUCUGUAAAAGCAGCUGAGAUAAUAGACAAAUGUAUGAGCAUCUUCCCUGUAGACACAGAGCUGUGGGAAGUAUGCUUCCGACUUUCUAAAAAUUACUUCUUAGAAAAUCAUUUGUCUAUAUCAAAACUGGAGGUUGUGUUGCGUAAGUAUAUGGAAUCUAACGCCACAACAAUGGCGGCAGCCAUCAUGUACUCGAACGAUUGUAACCAAUACAGCAAAAUACUAUCGCCAACAUUUUACUUGAAUAUGUGCAAUCAAGUUUUGAAUACUUGGGGUUGAUCCUCAUACUAAUACUCUCAUUUAUAUCUGUAGACAAUUUAAUCUCGAAUAUAAAUGUACUGUAAUUGCGUGCCAUUAAUCUCGAAUCAAACAGUUAAUAGUAUAAAUAUCUUCUGUCUUACAUAUAUUUAAGAUAGAUUAGGUAUCCAUAAUCUUAUCUAAAUUCUAAAUGUGAAAAACUCCAAUAAUCAAAAAGUACUUUAAUUAAAUGAAAUGGUUUUCAUGGAAACAUGUCAUCAGUAUCGAUAUAUUAUGGCCAUUAAAGUACAGGCGUACAACUACCCUCUCUCUUAUAAUAAAUACUCGAAUAUUUUUAUUGAUGUUUAUCAAAUCAAUGUAGUAAAACAUAAUCUUAGACUGAAUAUCUUCAGUUAUUUUUAUAAUAUAUUACGUAGAUGUGCUACCACUAGAAAAGGCUGCUAUUUUUAUUACACCUUUGUAAUAAGAUAGAAAUUAUUCAAUUGUCAUAAUUAUUGCAAUGUUUUCUUUGUGAAUAGUGGUUGUUUUCUUAUUAUUAAUAUCUAUUUGUAUGUUUGUUAACACUUACUAACGUUAAUUUUUACUUAUUUAAUACUCACAUCGUGUUUUAUUAAUGUCGAAUUUUAUCUAUUAUUAUCGUUUAACAAUAUUUUAUAGUGCCAUCUUUGAAGUAUUGCGCAGUUGUUUUGUUUAAAAUGUGAUUUAAUUUUCUCUAGUGUUCGAAUUUAUUAAACUACACGUAGUUUAGUGCCGUCCCUUUUACUCUAUACCGUGCAAGAAAUAGGAGUGAAAACUGUUUAUUGGCAAUCAUGAUUUGUAUAAGACUAUUCAUCACAUAGAUAUUUUUUACUUUCGUGGGAAAUAUUGUGAUAAAUAGGCUGUUGCCUCUGGAAUCCGGGUCAAAUAUCAACCUUCUUGUGAACUCACACUUUGUCCUCACUUCUACACCGCCAGGCCAUCUUAUGUAGCGGUACAGCAGUCCUACAUAAAAGCAAGUGAACGUAAGUUCUGUGCUGUGAGUCUCACUAUCAAAGUAGCCCCUAAAAUGUUGUUUUUGUUUUAAUCGAACAAUUUAUAUUGUAUUAGGUAAUUAUUAUCUGUAAUAUUUCUGUUAUUGAUAGAUUUUAUACAUUAUUUCCUUUUAAUUUGUUGUCAUAAUUAAAUCUAGUCAUUAGUUUAAUUUCAAAUGUUAUAAAUCAUUACUAGGGCAAUUAACUUUUGUUUAUUGUUUGGUUAGAAUAAUAAUGCUGGUAAAUGUUUGUAUAUCGAAUUCCUUACUUAUAAUCUGCAUGCACUUUUGUGUUUUUGAUGUGUAACAACAUCAAGUGAAUCGGUUUCUGUAGGCCGUAUUUCUUUUUUAUUUGAUUGACAAUAUUUAUAUGACUUAAGUUAAUAAACUCGCAGCAUAAUUUUA
Molecule: messenger RNA, 5656 nt
Organism: Spodoptera litura
Lineage: Eukaryota; Metazoa; Arthropoda; Insecta; Lepidoptera; Noctuidae
Gene: ca
Product: RCC1 and BTB domain containing protein claret
Molecular function (GO): protein binding
Source: RefSeq, a predicted model, not a curated record